AUGGCACUCGACAACGACACCGUCAAGCAAUUGUUAGGAAAGCUUGAAGCGGACCGGGCGGCGUAUCAGGCAACUCAGAACAAACUUUACGAGGCCUUGAUCCAGGUUCUUCACCAGCAAAACGGGGCGUUGCCUCUUCAGCCUGAUAGUUUCCUCCCACCUCACUUCCAGAGAUCUCUCUCAGCAGAGUCAGAGGGCGAUACUGGGUCAUUCCGGAAGCCUCAGAGCUUGACAAGUCGGCGCACAGGCAGCAUCACUCUCGAUGGCGCUGGCAAGAAGAUAACAUCGCUCUACUCUGCCGAGGACAGCUCCGACAGCGAGGAUGGCGAGUCAUACUACGCCAACGAGCCAUUGUCGGAGGCCCUCUUCACGGAGGAAGACCUGCGCGAGCACAUCCGCCGCCAUGACUGGAAUCACUACGAGCAGCUGAUCUUCGGACCUCUGAAGCGGAGUAGCAGAUUGUACUCCCCAGUCAGCCUCUUCGCGGAUGGUGAACACACAUCAGAUGCCGACCACACCACUGCCGACAUCUACGAAGUCGGAGAGGACGGCGCGCCCCUCCAGCGCAGCCGCAGUGAUGUCGUGCACGGCGACCUUGCGGCCUGGGACGUGAUUCGCGCCACCAACGCCGACAAGACACGCAAGCAAGCCGUGGGCCGAAUCAUCGUGCUUCGCGAGCCAUCUCCUCUACUCUACGGCGCCCUCCACCUCGCCAUGUCCAAGCACUUCGACAUGGACUCGAUUUACCAGAUGCUCAUCUCCGACCAACAGCGCACGAAGGCCUACGUCAGCGGUGCCAACCACAGCGACCACCGACAUCAACGAUCACUCGUCUUCUGCUUCAAAUACCACACCCUAGUCGGCGAUAACCGCGAGCCGCUGGAAUGGCAGAACCACGACGACGAAUUGCACGAAAAGGAAGACCACAUCCCAAUCAGCACUUGCUCCGCCGUCCCGCCGCACCCGCAAGCCGAGCACUCUCACGUCUACGACCCUUUCGCCCCCUGGCACGUCAUCACAGUCCAGAACUUCCCCGACUGGAACUCCAGCAUGGACCUGCACGAGACCAACCACCACUACGUCAACGGCCCCGACGCCUUCCUCGUGACCCUCCUGCACGAAUACCGCGACGCGGCAAAACGCUUCCGCGAACUCGCCGCCAAAGUCACCCACUUCACCAUGCCAGCCCGCAAAGCCAUGUUCGACGACCGACUCCGCGACGAGCUCCUCUUCGAAUCCGGCGACUUCGUCUUCACGCGGCGGUACUUCUGGGCUUCCCAAACACUCGGCAUCCUCUCCGAAGAAGUCGACGCCAUGGUCAACACCUACCGGGACACCUUCACCGACGAAGUCUGGGCCGGCGAGCACCGGACCCUGUUCCCCGGCGCAGCCUCCACAUCCGCGCGCUUCGCCAACUGGCGCAAGAAAAUGGUGCACACCCGCAAACAGUUCGAUGCCGUCAUCACAACCCUCCUGUCGAUCCAGCGCACAAUCAACAAAGAGCAAAAGGAGAUCAAGAACCUCCGCGAAUGGCUCUUCAGCGGCACCUCGGUCCAAGAAUCCCGACAAGCCGUAAAACAAGCCCUCAUCACAGUCGAGCAAGGCUACAACAUCAAACUCCUCACUUUGGUCACAAUCUUCUUCCUCCCGCUAAUGUUCGUCACGGGAGUCUUCGGCAUGACCAACAUGCCGCCCGAAGACGACUUUGUGCCGGCCAUCGCCAUGGCCUGCGGCGUCUGCCUACCCACAUACCUCCUAAUCGCAGUAAUCAACAAGCCCGAGGCGUUCCAAAAGGGCGUCGCCUGGCUGCUGUGGCCGUGGGUGCUGUGUUAUGACUGGACGAAGAAGAGCGAGGAGCUUGCUGUGGGCUAUGCGGCGCGUUACAGGGAGAAGUACUUGACGAGGGUGAAGAUGAAGAAGGGGGAGAAGGCGGCGCAGAAGGGUGGGUGGAUGGGGUUUCAGAGCGGCGGGCAUGGGAGGGGUUGGGGACGGAAUCGGAGCGCGACGUUUGCGAGUCUGGACGCACGACUUGAGCAGGAGCGGCAGAUGAGUGGAAGCGGAAGCGUGGGCGGUGGCAGAGCCAUUGGUGGUGGAAGGAGAGCGAGCAGGCCGUUCGCCUUUGCUCAGCCCAGCGACACGGCAGUCGACGUCUCCUAUACUGCUACUGCUGGCAAAUCUGACAGCGGACGGCCAAUGACGCUCGGUGGAAGCGCCAGACCACCGCCCUUCCCGACAGGUGCCGACCCAAACUCGAGAGAUAUCACCAACAGCCUAAUGUCAGCCACGCCACCAAAGGUGGCGCACAGCAGGCGCAACACACGCGAAAGCACGAUCCGCUUCGAUACGUCGACCUUCCACUCCCGAGAAAGAUCGACUCCUCAGCAUUCUAGCGGACCUUCCGUCAACCCCAGUCCACACGCCAGUGUAGGCCAGCUCACCGUUACCGAAACCAGCGACACCGGACCUGGACACGUUAGCGAGACCGUGAACGAAGGCCUUGCUCCGUAUGACAAUCGAAUGGUGAGAAACGACACCGCAGUCUCCGUUCCCGAAAUCACAGUCGACUCGCCCACAACACCGCCUCGAGCUCAGCGGCCGGGUUUCCUGCGGCGGUUAUCCAGCAGGAUCGGGACCGGUGGUGCACAUGGUGAUGGGAAGAGCCAGGUCUGA
Molecule: messenger RNA, 2670 nt
Organism: Cyphellophora attinorum
Lineage: Eukaryota; Fungi; Ascomycota; Eurotiomycetes; Chaetothyriales; Cyphellophoraceae
Exons: 2
Coding region: 1-2670 (889 amino acids)
Biological process (GO): metal ion transport; transmembrane transport
Cellular component (GO): membrane
Molecular function (GO): metal ion transmembrane transporter activity
Source: RefSeq, a predicted model, not a curated record